Molecule: messenger RNA, 1593 nt
Organism: Laetiporus sulphureus 93-53
Lineage: Eukaryota; Fungi; Basidiomycota; Agaricomycetes; Polyporales; Laetiporaceae
Exons: 6
Coding region: 273-1289 (338 amino acids)
Biological process (GO): nucleotide-excision repair; double-strand break repair via homologous recombination; DNA replication
Cellular component (GO): DNA replication factor A complex; chromosome, telomeric region; site of double-strand break
Source: RefSeq, a predicted model, not a curated record
ACGAGUAUGACCUUAAGUUCUAGACGGUCCUGUUCUUCCACCACGGUACCUGCUCUCGCAGAACGUUAUAAAUGGCGCUUGAUCAGUGCAACUCUGUGGUCUUCGUCGACUCUCUUAGUGUUCUCACAGCUUGAUGAAGCCGUUUUGACCUGCCGAUUCGGCGAUUACUAGCUUGAGGCUCUACCACUGGUGAAUCGGAGCUUUGGAGACAUAUAAUUCAGUACAGCAUACGUUCUCGCGACUUCAUUCCCGUCCUGCAACUGAUUGCGUGGAUGUCUGAUAACGUCAACGGCACAAAUGCGCCUGUUGGGAGCAGUACCAGGCCAAAUUGGACUCCGUCACUGGACGCUUUCCGUCCACUGACAGUCGGCCAGUUGCUGAGUGCAGAGCAGGCUCAUUCCACGGCGGAUUUCACGAUCGAUGGCAUCGAGAUUCGUGAGUUCACGAUAGUUGCCCAUCUUAUAUGUGCCCAGACACGCAAUAUGCAAAUGCAGUACGAACUCGAGGACGGGACCAGGGGCCGGAUCGUUGCCAAACAGUGGCUUGAUGGCGGGGGCGAAUGCCUGGAAGAGAGCGAUUCCGGGACGUGCUAUGUGCGCAUCCGUGGGUCGCUCGAACGCUUUGGCAGACAGCCCAGAAACACGAUAAGGGUCGGGCAGAUCCGCAAGGCCGAUGGACAUGAAUACUUGGCUCACGUUCUUGAGGUGUUCUAUGUUUCGCUGGCGAUGCAGUUCGGUUUACCACCUGAAUCUGCAUCACGGAGUGCUUCCCGUGGCCUUGUGCGAGAUGUCGCUCCACCUAGGCGUCUCACUCCCCCGCCGACGCUGGAUAUGUCCAUUUUGGCCCAUACUGAGCCCAUCUCGCGCACAACGGAAGCUGCCCUACCACAUCGACAGCAAUCUACUGGUGUCGCAGAUGAACCUGAGCAAGAGUCGCAGGAUGCCAGUAUAAUGGCUAACGAACGUUCAAUUGACUCGCUUCACGACUCAAGCUUUGAGGGUCCUUCCCGUACAAUCCUACGCGAUCCUCUUUCCCACCUGAAUUUACUGGAGAGAGCGAUUCUCCUGGUGUUACUUGACGCUCCCCCGAAUAACGACGUGUCUGUUGCCACUAUUGCAAGACGGGUUUCGCGCCAACGCGUUUCGGCAGAGGAGAUUGGCGAUGCCCUAGAUUCACUCUUUGACGAGGGAUACAUCGAACCAACUGACAUUGACGAACCCACUCGCUACAGUGUCACAUCGAAAGCUAGGAGCUUUGGAGUCCGAUACGAUGAAUUGUUUGAGAUCUGAUGGUAAUUGAAUACGAUCACUGAGGACCAUUGGGAAGAACUGUUACUGGUCUUCAAUGUACAUCUAAGCACAGAAUGUAUAUACAGCGGUGGAAAAGUAUACUGUUGCAGGUGGAGCGUGUCAGGACAUGGGUGGAGGUGUACAUUCGGCACUCAAGGUUCACGUUCUGGGGCAGUGUUAUAUCUCAUCUCGAGAGCCAGUGAUAUGGCCAUACAGCUCAUGUAUUUCUCUGGGCGGAAUGCGGGAUAUUCGAAGUCGUCUUGGUUGCGUUGACUUCUUCGGUCAAUUCUUCGGUCAAUUCAUC